This is a messenger RNA of Pyricularia grisea, 2871 nucleotides long. RefSeq lists its product as uncharacterized. Gene Ontology annotation, cellular component: nucleus. The transcript has 4 exons. The record is from RefSeq and is a predicted model, not a curated record. Lineage: Eukaryota; Fungi; Ascomycota; Sordariomycetes; Magnaporthales; Pyriculariaceae. Bases 1 to 2871 code for a protein of 956 amino acids.
AUGGCGCCGGUCAUGCUAGAGCAGGCCGGCGGCAGCGCUACUGAACGGUUCAGGUUUGACACUGGAUCUGGUAUUGCCACUGGCGCAACGGCCAUGACGGAUCUGGUCCCCAGAGGUCAUAAAUGGUGGCGCAUGACAUCAGCGCAAGGCACCAGAUCCCGCCAACGAGAUGCAGAUCGAGCUUCCGGACUCGACGGCCUUCUUCAGCAGCAGCAGCAACAAAACAAACAACAAGGAGAACACCAAAACAAAUCAACACAAAGCUGGCGAAAGUGUGGAGACGUCGCGAGCGAAAGAUCGUGCUUAUCGAAAUACCAAGUCCAGCGCUCAGACGGAAGCAUAGUUAUCCCCGUGCGACGUUCGUCCCGAUCCAGGCUCGCCAGAAAAGAUCGCGAAAAGGAGCCGCGCUAUCCUUUCUCUCCCAAUUGGACUCCCGCCUGGAACUCUCGCCCUCGCGACGACGCAUUUACUCUUGAGGGGGAAGUUGGGCCGUCGAGGGAGGAGAUCGAGGCCGCCAAACGUAUCUUGAAGCGCUUUCCCAUGGCCGGCUCGCAGCGCCCUAUGGCCAAGUCGUCGCAUAAUGGCAGACAACACAAUGCGCCCAGGCAGAGGCAGUCUUUGGUAAUUACGAACGAAGAUGUCACCGUUCUUAAGCGAAUGUCCGCGACACCCCCUCCUAUCGUCAGACCGAGGCUUGUGAUUCGCGACGACUCCUUCGAGGAUAGCUUUAGCGAAGACGAAGAGGAUGAGGGCAUGGCUAGGAAUAUCAGAAGGCCGUCGGCAGACCAGGGCAGGCUUCGUGGGCCGAUAAAAUCGGAAUCUAGCCUGCGAGAUCGACGAUUGAGUUUGCAGAGCACAGAAACACAAAGGAGGAUUGACCAUCCAAGUCUCCCGCCACUACGCGAACUCAGUUUCAACGGUGAAGAUGCAAGUGAAAAUGGUAUGGAAAGCUUGGGUGCCGAGCGAUCACCCGUCCUGGAUCAUAUACGACUCUACGAAGACGCUCCAACCGACAACGUCCUACCCUUGACCCGACCAGGUCACCACCACCAACAGGACUCUCCUAAAGAUCUCCAUGGCUUCCGUCCAGACUCGCCCCACAACUUCGAUAACUUCGACGGAUGCUAUGUCGACAACUUUUACAGCGAGGAUCACUUACCAAGAGGCGAGAUACCCCGCCGCAAGAGCUCCUUCAAGGGAACGCAGAAAGUGGGCAACAAAAAGGGCAGUUUUCAGGAGCGCCUGAACAGCGCGCAAAGUGGCCAACGACAGCCCAACGUACUUCGGAGGAGGAGGCACAGCGACGAUAUGGGUGAUGUCCGUCGUGGAGGAUCUACUAAAUCCAAGGAGUCGGAUGGCCAGCAAAGCGUCGCUACUAGCGGUUCGGCGCGGAUGCCCGACUUCUUUGGGCCCAACAUCUACCAGGUUGUGCUGCAGGAUCCGAUCACUGCUCAUCAGCUGCUCAAGUUCAGCGAGAGCAGACUAUGUGGAGAGAAUCUUGAGUUCCUUCAGAAAGUUGACCAAUACCAUCGCUUAAUGAACGAACUCGCCGAUACCGUCACAUCCAUUCAGAAGGACUUCGUGUCAGAAAGCUCCCCCAGGCAGGUCAACCUGCAAGGCGCCAUCCUGAACAGGCUUGACGGCGACAUGCGUACCCUGAUAUCCCAGACACUCCCGCAGAUGAAAACAAUGUUUACGGGAGCUCAGAAGGGCGUUGAGGACCUCAUCUACGCAGACGUCUAUCCUGCAUUCGUGCGACACCAGCUUGCCCUGUCCGCAAGCCGGGCGCUGGCCCACGACCGUACCCGCUACCAGGGACUUGGAGACUCGUUCACGAUGACCGACCCGCGCCAGGCUGACAACCCCAUCCUUUUUGCAAGCGAUGGCUUUGCGUCAUUAACGGGCCACCCGUUGAGCCACAUCAUCUCUAAGAACUGCCGAGUUUUGCAAGGCAAGCAGACGGACAAGAAGGCUGUGGGAAGGAUCAGAACUGCGAUCAGGGAAGAGACAGAGGUUGUAGAGCUGGUUCUGAACUACAAGAAGAACGGUGAUCCUUUCUGGAACCUUCUUUAUAUUUCACCACUCUUUGACGAACAGGGACAGUUGGCAUUUUUCAUCGGCGGACAAGUUAACUGCUCAACCACGAUUCACAGUAGCGCUGACGUGAUGCGCGUGCUCUCAAUGUCCUCUGAUCCUUCCGAGACCGACUCCAAGGAAUCGCCCGCCAAGCUGGGCGAGGCGACAGCAAAGCAGGCCCAGGCGACAGCUCAGUCACCACCCCCGCGCAAGUCGAGCGCCCGCAAGGUCCUGCUCAAGGCAUUUGGUGUGCGGACACAGGACGAAAACGACUCGAGUGUGCAGGCGGUACCGGCUAUGGCCGACGCUGGGAUGGGAAAGAAGCUGUUGAGCAAGAUGGAAGGCCAGGAUAUCGGCACCCAGAUGAGGGAGUUUUAUUCGGCCUACUCCAAGUACAUCGUCGUCGACGCAACCUUCAAGAUCCGCUUCCACAGCGGCGGCAUACUGUCCAUGCUGCACCCGGCCAACAAUGUAGGCGAGCUGGCGGGGACCGACAUCUUCCGCUUCCUGCGGCAGAACACGCUCACCUCAUCCCCGGUCAAUGGCAACGGCAACGGCAACGGGGUGCAUACCGGGGCCGGCGCCACCUUGCCGGCCCCCGUGGCGUACAAGGGCAGGGUCCGCGCCGCGCUGCGGGCGGGGAGCGCCAUCAGCAUCCAGGUGCGACUCCAAACGAGGAGGAGCGCGGCGUUUAGGGGAGACGAAAUCUUUGCGGCGCACUGGACGCCGCUCAAGGACGCAAAGGGCGAGGUCUGCUGGGUUGUGCUGUGCUUGGGAGCUAUGCUUGGGGAGUAG